CGCUGCUUAAAGAUAGCUGUAUAGACAAAGCUAGACAUGCACACCAAUCGACAAGGUGCUUAAUAACAAAGAGAAUAAGGAUAAAAGACUAAAAGACUCCGCAAACGCCAGCUGAUGGAUGAUAUUAUACAGUGACGCUGCAGUGUCAUGAGAAAAAUAGCAUUCUGGUGAACUGUAGUGUCUGUCCGUCGCGGCUAUGAAUUUGACGACUUACCACGACCUCCGUCACCAUUUGACCCUUAUCCAAGGAAAAUGGCAAGCAAAACAAUCGUCAGAAUAACCGAUAGAAUCAGGAGCAAGCAGCAAGCCUUGCUACGAGCAUUCUUCUGAUACCUCGCGGCGCUGCGCAGCUCAUAGUCAGCACCCCUGGUGUCUGUCCUCACAUUCUCGACAUUGUCGACUAUGGUGUCGAGCUGCUCGCCUUGUUCCGACACGAUCUGUGCCACUUGUGAGAACAAAACGUUGAGAUCAUUGACGCCCUGUUCGAUGUUGCGUAUUUCCUCCUCGCGCUCGAUGAUCAACGCCUCCUGGAAAUCCACCUCGUCCUGUGGUGCGAGCCUGAGAACUUCCUGUUGCUGUUGUUGUUCGAGAUAUUGUCCGUCCUCUCCAGCGCUCCGGAUGCCACCCUCUUCGUCUGUCACUGCUUUUGCGGCGCUCACUGAUGCCCUUUGUUUUUCCAAGGCUUUUCGUUGGAGGCUCUGAAACUCUUGUAGAGAGGCUUGCACUUCGCGGGAAGCCUUUUGUUGUGUGUACUUUUGGGUUGGCUGAGAGAGAGUUCGAGUCAGUACAUGACAAGCCAACAAUACCCUACUACCAAAGCUUCAUACCGUAACGUCUUCCCACGAUUGGAGUUUCUUGACAGCCUCGCCCAGUUGCCUGAAUGUUUCCCUCGAUUCCUCUAGCAAAUCGUGCACCCUUUCCCUCACACGUGCGGUAUCUCGUCUUGUACCGAGGUGGCUGAUCUCUGUGCUGAGCCUGGAAACGUUGCCGUUGACUUUGAAUAGUUUGUUGUUUAUGUCUUGCGACACACGCUGAAAAUCGGGGUCGUCGACAUACCCGCGGCUGUUAUCUCCCCGUCGCUGCUGCGCUUCCAGCGAAGAUAGCUGAUCGAAUGACAUUGUGACGAAUCAAGCCAAGUACGCACAGUCUGAGCAGAAACCGCGGGAUGUGUAUCAAGCUAUAAAUUCCACAGAGUGAGAUAUUGAUGAUGGGUGUGUCGUCGGGAUGGUUGAUGCCUGCCUGCCCGUGACGUCCGGUCUGCACGCUCCAAGUCCACGGUCGGCUGGUGUGGCUGAGAUUGCGUCAACUGUGCGGGGCUGACCAAUCAUGAGAGCUUCUAUGUCCCCACUUCUGGUGAACGCUCUCGAUGGUUGCCAUCUUUUUCAGCAGCCAGCAAGUAGUACAAGCUCCAUUCCUCGAUUAAGCUGAACUCAGUAGGCAAGGCCUGUAAGGUAGGUACAGCUCAUUCCUUUUUCGCCCCAAAUUCGCAGUUAGGCAAAGCCUUGUGCGUGAAGUCAAAGAAAGUCACUCAGGCGCUGGUCAAUCUACACCUCAGUGGUCUCAGUUACUCAAUGCGGCUCAAUGCAUAUUUGCGAUGCAGCAAGGCAAGCUAGCCAGCGCACACUUGGUAGUACUAAGCAACUCAUGUACCUGUUGGUGCUUGGACUCCAUGAUUAACAUGUGCCUGUGAAAAGAUGUGGGUCAUAUUUUACCUGCUGAAAAACGAAGCGCACUCUGAGCGAUAGCAAUGCUCUCGCUUAUCGUGGCGGCGCGACCUCCACUAGUCUAAUUGCGGGUUUCCAGCGCGACCAAGCUUCCAAAUCUUUUUUAUUGACAUGACAGCUCAACCCCAAUCGCCCAUCACCACGUAACACGAGACCACGAAGCAUGCGCCGUCAGGAUGGCGCCGCCCACGGUCAGACGGGCUCCUUAUAAGGACUUCCUUCAGCCUGCAUUUCAUAGACGGUUUUCAUCAACAGCCACUGUCAUUCUCGCCAUCGCAUACUUGGAGUCUGUGCUCUUGGCGAAAUGGAACUCGUACCUCUGGACAUGGUUUCCCAUUGGACCAGCUGGCAUUCGGACUUUCUUCAUUUUCCUCUGCGGUCUGUUUGUCCUCAUUUUGCGGAUAGCCCAAUACCAUGUGGGGAUCCGAAUCUCGAACUCGGGACUUGAGACUGUCCAGCAACAUGCUCUCAAGCUUCAAACCUUGGAGGCUGUCGUGUCUUAUGUCCUAUCGAGCUGGCUUUUCAGCCAAACCUACCUGGGAGCGGUUCCGUCUUCAGCCAACCUCGACUGGAUCACGUACUUCAACGGGGACCGUCCUCGCUUGAACGAGAAGCCGAUAUUCUUCACUGUUCACUUCAUCAUUCUCGGCAUCUACCAGGCAGUUUCGCACAUCUACUAUGAUCAAGAUCGUCUGACACUUGGUGUCGCUAAACCUCGCAAGGAGGGAAAGGCGGGCGCUGUGGACACUGGGAGCCAGUUGAAGAAGUUUGGAGAGCAGUUACCUGCGAUAUUCAGGGACUCCCUCUCUAUAUCGCUCGUUACCGUCGUUCUGAGCGCUGUCAUCUACCCUAUCUUUUUGCGGUCCAUGGUCUGGGGGCUUGCUCUCUCUAUGUUCCGCCCUUUUUACAGUAUUACCCAUGUUAACCUGGUCCCGCCAACCCUGCCAUUCACCUUCUGGCUGCUUCUUCGCUGCAUCUCUUCCACCUUUAUGCUAUCUUUCAUCUGGCUGUCGGGUAACACGGCUUUCUCGAUACUUCUCACCCGUGACCCGAUCAAGAAUACAAAGCCCCUCACAUCAGACUCCAAGGAUCCCAAUGGAAGUCUGCUGAACGGCCUGAAGAGCAAGAAGCUUCCCGUAAAAUGUUUUGCGAUGUGGGAGUUGGGACUCAUUGCGUGCGAUUUCGACGUUAGGCGCAAAGCAAUCUAUGAAGACAUUGACCGCAAGGAUGGACCGGUGUGGGCGCAAGUCUUCAGGGUUUGUCUUGAGGUCAUCAAGGAGAUGGAGACGAAUAUUGACAACUACGGCAAGGUACCUACGCCUGCACCCGCAACUGAGGCAAAUUCUAGCGCGGAUGGGAGGUUCUCUGAGGAAGUCCAGCGGGGCAUUCAAGCGCCGAAAAACGAGUCCAUUGAGAUCAAGUCAUCGAAAAACGCUUUCAGGGCCGAGGUGGAAAAGUAUGUCGACAAGCUAGCAAGAGACCCUAGCAGGGCAUCUCGGCUUGACGAUGUAGGGAAGGCUGCUGGAGAGGCUAAACAGAAACUCCUGGAGAUGAGGAACCAGCUAGCAGUUUCCGACGACCCUCAAUACCCAUUCCAGCAAUACAUUCGGAACAUACUCAGCUCACCUGUCGGCUGGCCACUCCGGCAGGACUAUAGCAGACGACUUACCGCAGCCGUCUUUGGUGCUCCCUACGGCGAACCGAGCUUGUUCGUUAACGCCACAGUGGCGCUCAGUCAAUUGGCUGUUCGCAGUCUCCAGGAGGACAAGUACGGAAACGUUCAACGCGACGUUGCGACCAUCAUCCGGAGUCUUACAUCCGUUACGCAGAAGUUGGAUACGUUCAAAAACAGCCUGCCCUUUCAUUGGACAGACGUUCAGAAGCACAGGAGUUGUCCUGAAGUGGAAAUCGUGCUAGAGGCACUUAGAGAUGGCCUAUCAGAACUGGUUUUGAACUUCGAACCAUACAGGCGGGAUUUGAGGCUUAGUCUGACGGACAUGCGCCUGGCACGUGAGGCGAUAGGGGUCGCAGAGACUGCAGUUGAGCCUACGCCCCAGGCGAAAAGGGCGGCCAAGCCACCUGCUCCCGAAAUGCAAGAACUGAGGUAAAAGCGGGUGGAGGGUCUUAAGUUCCGCACUGCAUGGAUGGCGUAAUGAUGGAGUCGAUUCACACAAAAGAGGAGAUCAUUUUCAGCGCUAGCAUCAAUCAAAAAUGACAGUUUUUUCUCGAGAUGUUGUUAACUUGUUAACAUCCGUCUUGUUUGGUAAUCUG
This is a messenger RNA of Pyricularia oryzae 70-15, 3995 nucleotides long. RefSeq lists its product as uncharacterized. Gene Ontology annotation, cellular component: nuclear pore transmembrane ring; spindle pole body. Lineage: Eukaryota; Fungi; Ascomycota; Sordariomycetes; Magnaporthales; Pyriculariaceae. Gene Ontology annotation, molecular function: spindle pole body-nuclear membrane anchor activity. Gene Ontology annotation, biological process: spindle pole body localization; nuclear pore organization. The transcript is spliced from 3 exons. Bases 1901 to 3832 code for a protein of 643 amino acids. The record is from RefSeq and is a predicted model, not a curated record.